ACGAUUACGAUACAUUUUUCAGACUAAUUCCUGGUAAGGAUGGCUCUGUUUCCAAUCGACCGCUACAUGGACGACUUCAUGAGGCUCGAUCGCUGUCCAAGAAUGGGCAUGAUGCCAACGGAAAGGGACUGGUUCAGACCGAUAAUGCCGUACUGGAGAGAUGCUGAUCACUCAGUCCUUCACGUCGGGAACGAGACGAAAGAAGUCGUGAACGAUGAGAAGAAGUUCGCUGUUUCGUUGGAUGUGUCACAGUUCAAACCGGAAGAGCUGAAAGUACAUCUUGAUGGGCGUGAUCUCACUAUUGAAGGAAGACAAGAAGAGAGGACAGAGCAUGGUUUCAUUGAGAGGUCCUUCACUCGCAAAUGGUCCCUUCCAGAAGAUUGUGAUGUGGAUGCCAUCCAAACCCAUUUGACUGACGUUGGCCACCUUUCAAUCGAAGCUCCCAAGACUGGCCAACAUACUAAUAGAAGAGUUAUCCCAAUUAUGCCAGCUCCAAAGAGGAAGUGAUAUAGCAGAGUUCUUGUACAAAUGCGAU
Messenger RNA from Cylicocyclus nassatus, 535 nucleotides. NCBI's taxonomy places the organism in Eukaryota, Metazoa, Nematoda, Chromadorea, Rhabditida, Strongylidae. The record is from the annotation of a GenBank genome assembly.